Molecule: messenger RNA, 932 nt
Organism: Pundamilia nyererei
Lineage: Eukaryota; Metazoa; Chordata; Actinopteri; Cichliformes; Cichlidae
Gene: rpl7a
Product: ribosomal protein L7a
Exons: 8
Coding region: 1-897 (298 amino acids)
Biological process (GO): ribosome biogenesis
Cellular component (GO): ribonucleoprotein complex
Molecular function (GO): RNA binding
Source: RefSeq, a predicted model, not a curated record
AUGACCAGCGAUAUGCUGGAGCUGCCAACUGUGGCUGAGCAGCUCAGGCUAUGUUGCUUGUGUUUAUGCUUCUGUAACACACUGUUCCCUUUUCCACAGCCUAAGGGAAAGAAGGCUAAGGGGAAGAAGGUGGCACCAGCCCCUUCAGUGGCCAAGAAGCAUGAGGCCAAGAAAGUAGUCAACCCCCUGUUCGAGAAGAGGCCCAAGAACUUUGGCAUCGGCCAGGAUAUUCAGCCCAAGCGUGAUUUGACACGCUUUGUGAAAUGGCCUCGUUACGUCCGCCUGCAGAGGCAGCGCUCCAUCCUCUACAAGCGUCUGAAGGUUCCCCCUGCGAUCAACCAGUUCACCCAGGCUCUGGACCGCCAGACUGCCACUCAGCUGUUCAAGCUGGCUCACAAGUACAGGCCCGAGACCAAGCAGGAGAAGAAGCAGAGGCUGCUGGCUCGUGCUGAGCAGAAGGCUGCUGGAAAGGGAGAUGCCCCAACAAAGAGGCCUCCCAUUAUCCGUGCAGGUGUGAACACCGUCACCUCUCUGGUGGAGAGCAAGAAGGCCCAGCUGGUCGUCAUUGCCCAUGAUGUGGAUCCUAUUGAGCUCGUGGUCUUCCUGCCUGCUCUGUGCCGCAAGAUGGGUGUCCCUUACUGCAUCGUGAAGGGGAAGGCUAGACUGGGCAGACUGGUGCACAGAAAGACAUGCACUUCAUUUGCCUUCACACAGAUUAACCCUGAGGACAAAGGUGCACUUGCUAAGCUCGUGGAAGCCAUCAAGACCAACUACAAUGACAGAUACGAGGAGAUCCGCCGUCACUGGGGAGGUAACAUCAUGGGUCCCAAAUCCACAGCCCGCAUCACUAAGCUGGAGAAGGCAAAGGCCAAGGAACUUGCAACCAAGCUUGGUUAAAUUGUUUGGAAUAAAAAAUGUAUACCCUAAAAGAA